This is a messenger RNA of Archocentrus centrarchus (flier cichlid), 1913 nucleotides long. Its product is annotated as interleukin-1 receptor accessory protein-like. The coding region runs from base 172 to 1755 and encodes 527 amino acids. Gene Ontology annotation, molecular function: interleukin-1 receptor activity. NCBI's taxonomy places the organism in Eukaryota, Metazoa, Chordata, Actinopteri, Cichliformes, Cichlidae. The record is from RefSeq and is a predicted model, not a curated record. The transcript is spliced from 10 exons.
CUACUAAAAGGUUGAUGUUACUUUAUUCAAGUAUUUUAUGUCAGCAGUAUAUUUUCAGACUGUAUUUCUUUCUUAGAGAAGUGAAGGUUUCACUUUCUGUAUGGCUGCUGCAGCGUGAUUCUUGUAGGUCAAACGCGUUCCUCAGACUGCUGACUCGCGACAUGAGAUCACAUGAAGGGAAAAAUACUUCUGGUUGUUCUUAUAUUAUGGCCAGGCGUGUGUCCACUGAGAUCCCAGGAAUUACACGUCAAGGCGGGUGAGAUGGCGGUACUGCAUUGCCCUCUUUACAGAGGAUACAGUGACAGAGAGGCCGAUGUGUUCUGGACCAGUCACACCAGGGAUAAGACGAAUCUCUUCAACAACAUGUCGACAUCAGCUGAGCGGAGGCAGAUGGGUGUGCAGGUUCACGGAAGAAUCCUUGUUAUUCUGAGAGCCUCCGUAAACCAUCAGGGGAAUUACUCGUGCUCUUUUCGGGAUUCCAGCAGGCGGUCCUGGAUCAGUCUCAAAGUAUACACCGCUCAGUCCAGGGAGUAUGACGAGAUAACCCAGUAUAAGAAAACAUGUUACACAGAGGAGCCCUGCACUUUGUAUUGCCCUGAUGAACAUAUUCCUGUUGAAACCCUGAAUAUCAGCAGCAAUAGCCUUACAUGGCACAAGGAGGGCGAGUCAUCACCAAGUAACGAUUACUUCUCAAGUGUGAAAAAGGAGGACAGUGGCAUCUAUACCUGCACCUGGUCUUACCUGUAUGACGGUCAACUAUAUAACAUGACAUCUACAAUGAACCUCGAUGUCCAACCAAGCAAAAAGUCUAAUAAAUCAGUGAUCAUUUCCCCAAAGGACAACCAGAUAUUUGAUGUAGAUUUAGACUCGACGGUGGUGAUUGACUGUAAAGCUGUUAUGUAUUCAGAGUUUGAUGAGCUAUUCUGGUUAAGUGGAACUUCAUUUGUAGAAAAAAACAGCAGUCUGCCAGUUUUCUAUAACUAUACCAGUGUCAGUGACACGGAGGAAACCAAUGGGACAGCAUCUCUAGUCUUCAGAAGAGUGUCAGAGGAUGAUCUGUCAACAGAGUAUACCUGUAAACUGCAAUCUGACUAUGAAACGAGUUUUGUGACCAUCACCCUAAAACAAAAAGCUCCUCCUUCCUCUCUCUCUGUGGCUUUAUGGAUUGUGGCCUUUGUGCUGGUGGUGAUGAUGGUGCUAACAGUAGUUAUUUAUGCAAAGUUUAAAAUGGACAUCACUCUUUUCCUGCGAGACAAUCUUGGCUGCUGUCGCAGCACCCCAGAUGGAAAAAGCUACGACACCUGUUUGAUGUAUUACAAGAGCACCACAGAUGCAGGACUAAAUGAAGAUGACAGAAAAACACUGGAGAGCGAAAUGAAGGAGAGAUUUGGUUACAGCCUCUGUCUCUAUAGUCCUGACAUUGUAGCAGAGGAAGGACAGAGGCUGUUAGACUGCUUAAAGCAGAGCCACACACUGGUUUUGGUUCCCUCCUCUGAAGAUUCAGGUCCAGGAUCUGGCCUGCUGAACGUCAUCCAAGCGCCCCUCAAAGAGCUGCACACUCACGUGGUUUUCAUCCAGACUGAGACUGCAGGAGGCUUGAAUACAAGUUCAUCACCAGAGGCCUUACAACUCUGCAAGGCUGCAGACUGUGUCACCUGGAAGGGCAAAAGCUCCUUGCUGCCUUCCUCCUCCUUCUGGAAGCAGCUACGCUAUUACCUACCUGCCCCACAGGGGGCACCAAGACUUUUACCAUAAGUAUAUAAUGCUUAGCAAUGUCAUAGGUACUGGUAUACUUAGGGUACAUUUCUGGAUAUUCUUAUCUAUAUCAGAUGUCGUGAUGUCAUUGUGUUGCAAGGCAACCAACUUGCAACAGGUUAAAAUGAUGCAUUUUUAGCAUUAAUGCAUCAGAAACA